GGACAAAACCCCUUCGACCUGGAGUUUGACCAGUCCAACCACCUGGAGCCUGUCUUCAACUUCGAGUGCCCAUCCCGUCCUGACAUGCCUUCCAGCCAACCCAUCGACAUCCCUGAUGCCAAGAAAAGGAACAAGAAGAAGAAGCGCUGCAGAGCCACCGACAGCUUCUCUGGCAGGUUCGAAGAUGUUUACCAGCUGCAGGAGGAGGUGCUGGGGGAAGGGGCCCACGCCAGAGUCCAGUCCUGCGUGAACCUCAUCACCAACAAGGAGUAUGCCGUGAAGAUCAUAGAGAAGCGGCUGGGGCAUAUCCGCAGCAGGGUCUUCCGGGAGGUGGAGAUGCUGUACCAGUGCCAGGGACACAGGAACGUCCUGGAGCUGAUCGAGUUUUUUGAGGAGGAGGAGAGGUUUUACCUGGUGUUUGAGAAGAUGCGAGGAGGCUCCAUCCUGACCCACAUCCACCGGAGACGCCACUUCAAUGAGCUGGAGGCCAGCGUGGUGGUGCGGGACAUCGCCAGCGCCCUGCACUUUUUGCACAACAAAGGAAUCGCACACAGGGAUCUAAAACCUGAAAACAUUCUGUGUGAGAGCCCGGACCAG
This is a messenger RNA of Mesitornis unicolor (brown roatelo), 597 nucleotides long. RefSeq names its product MAP kinase-interacting serine/threonine-protein kinase 2-like. The transcript has 7 exons. Gene Ontology annotation, cellular component: cytoplasm; nucleus. NCBI's taxonomy places the organism in Eukaryota, Metazoa, Chordata, Aves, Mesitornithiformes, Mesitornithidae. The record is from RefSeq and is a predicted model, not a curated record. Gene Ontology annotation, molecular function: ATP binding; calcium/calmodulin-dependent protein kinase activity; calmodulin binding. Gene Ontology annotation, biological process: protein autophosphorylation; intracellular signal transduction; peptidyl-serine phosphorylation. The annotation marks the transcript as partial.